This is a messenger RNA of Melanotaenia boesemani (Boeseman's rainbowfish), 1126 nucleotides long. RefSeq names its product zymogen granule membrane protein 16-like. Bases 200 to 697 code for a protein of 165 amino acids. The record is from RefSeq and is a predicted model, not a curated record. The transcript is spliced from 4 exons. Lineage: Eukaryota; Metazoa; Chordata; Actinopteri; Atheriniformes; Melanotaeniidae.
AGUAGCAAGAACAAGGAAAAAACCUUUUUCCAGAGCUGGGCUAUAAAUGAGCAGGAACUCACAGUGUAAUCUGGUAGAGUGCAGCUAAACACUGAUGCUGAGUCUUUAUACACGCUGAUGCAUAUUUAGACCAUUUCUACCUUACCUGCUUGAGGUAUCAUUCGAUUGCAAAGAGGAAAGAAAACAACAAUCUCCCAGAAUGCUUUUUGUUGCUGUGUUUGCCCUUCUUGCAUUUUCUGCUGCAGGUGCCUCAGCGUUGCCUCUGUACUCGUUCUCUGCACCAGUGGGGUCCGGAUAUGGCACAUCAUAUGUAAUCACUGGAAAGGGAAGGAUCACUGCCAUAAGAGUAUGGGAUACGUACAGUGGUCACAUCUAUGGCAUCCAGUUCAGAUACGGCUUCGGCUGGUCUGCUGUUGCUGGUUACGCUUCUGGUGAUGUCCAUGAAAUGGACCUGUAUGAUGAUGAGGCCAUCAUCCAGGUUUCUGGAAAGUAUGCUUACUACCUGCAGUCUGUGGUGUUCACUACCAACAGGGGCCGCUCCCUGUUUGCAGGCCAGCCUGCAGGUCAGUCCUUUAACAUGUAUCCAGAAAACGACCAGACUGAGCUGGUCUUCAUUAAUGGCCGGGUGCACGGAGGAAUCACCUCUUUGGGAGCUCACUGGGCUAUUACCAAUUCAUCCAACCAGAUUGCUGCUUGACACUAAAGAAGAAAACAGAGGAGAGUUUGCUGGAACAAAAUAGGAUCAGUUGUGCUGUUAACUUUUAAAUUUUUAAUGUCUUGUUUAAUUAAAAAAAUAGUUAUUUCAAUUCUGUGAAUUUAUUUUCAUAAUCACUUAAAUGAUAAACCUUGAGUUUAUGGAUUUCUUAUUUUUGCAAAGCAUUUUGUUUUAAAUCAUUGUUCUUUUUUGUGUACUUGAAAUGUGUCUUUCCAGAAAACAUGGAUCUCUAAAUUCUUUAUUUCUUUCGAUUGAAUCUUUUGAUUUCUUGGUUUUGCUUCUUUAAUUUUACUGUCAGUAUCAUGUUACUCAAGUGUAAUUUGAUCAAAUUUGUGCAUUAACAUGUAGCAAGAUUAAUAGUAUGAAAAUAAAUGAAUUAAAUAGCAAACAAAAACCUUCUAAAGUUAUAUC